Daldinia decipiens is the source of this 1941-nucleotide messenger RNA. Its product is annotated as DNA-binding domain of Mlu1-box binding protein MBP1. Gene Ontology annotation, molecular function: DNA binding. The record is from RefSeq and is a predicted model, not a curated record. Gene Ontology annotation, cellular component: nuclear membrane complex Bqt3-Bqt4. Gene Ontology annotation, biological process: mitotic telomere tethering at nuclear periphery; meiotic attachment of telomere to nuclear envelope. The transcript has 4 exons. Lineage: Eukaryota; Fungi; Ascomycota; Sordariomycetes; Xylariales; Hypoxylaceae. Bases 365 to 1630 code for a protein of 421 amino acids.
UUUCUCCCCUUCUCUCCCUCUGACCUUGUCCUUUUCCUAACAACCCGCCUCAAAUUCGAGAGAGGAACCCUAUUUUUUGCGCCGGGUGUUACAGCUACAUCAACCUGUCCCCUUAAAUGUUUUUUGUGGCCAAAGAUUCAUAACCUGUUAUUUCAAUUUCCAACUAACUAGGAUUUCGAAUACUGGUGUACCCUUUUUAUUAUAAUAGCUUUCUUUUCCUGACGCAAGUCUGCAUAACUUUUCAUUACCUACCUCUUUUAAUACUACCCUCAUUUGAAUCUGAUCGCUCGUCGCGGUUUCAAUCGACGCGAGGCUCUAUCGCAUACCUUAAUUUCGGUCGCGUCUUAUCCAACAGGCCCCAAAAAUGGCUGCUUCGAGACGUCUUCCUAACAAACAUAAUCCUCUUAUGACUGAGGAUAUUCCUCCUUAUUAUGAGCUCGUUUCACGUCGACGCUUGGGCCAGACCCAAUUGACCGCGAAGAUGGUUGCAGCCGGCACCGCGGGAGAUAUCGACCCUACUAGUCUUGGGGUCUUCGACUAUGCGCAUCUGCGGGCUCCCUUGCCGAAGGGUAUCAUCUCGGGCAUCUUCAAGUCUUCUCCGAACUCGUAUUUCCUCAUGCGCCGCAGUCAGGAUGGAUUCGUCUCUGCCACUGGCAUGUUCAAGGCGACUUUCCCCUAUGCUGAGGCCAUAGAAGAAGAGAUGGAGCGCAAAUUCAUCAAGUCGCUACCCACGACGAGCCACGAGGAGACUGCUGGGAAUGUUUGGAUCCCUCCCGAGCAAGCCUUGGCUCUUGCCGAGGAGUAUCGAAUCACUCCUUGGAUCUGUGCGCUCCUGGACCCGGCUGAAAUCGCUAUUACGAGUGCGCCUGACAGCCCUCCCAAGAAGAUCGCCGCACCACCAAAAUUCGAAGCUCCUUUACCAGCCCAGCCUCUCCUUGCACCGCCAACUCCAUCAUCACUUCCCCGUAGCACGCGCAGCCGUCGCUCAGCCAGCCCCUCAAAGAAACGAGCUGUCGCAUCUCCGCGAAAGCGGGCUACGAAGGCCUCUACUCCUCAGUUACCUACCGAAAUUCCGUCCUUGAAAGAAGAAGCUAAGCCCAUUACGAACGGUUCGAAGACGGAUGAGGACGCCGAGUCCAUUGCUGCCACCGAGGAAGUAUCUAUUAAGACCAUCGAAAAGGAACCAGCUAUUGUCUUCGCGCCUGCCGAGGAAGAAGCCAAGGUGCAAAUCAAGGUUGGCCAGGAAGUUGAAUUCCAUGGUGGUGUCGAAACAACACAAACUGCCGUCGAGGUGGAAAUUCCCCUCAGUGGAGAACCUGAUGUCGAAGAGGCUACUCGAAUGAUCGAAGAGGCGAAGGAGAUGGUGAGGAUCGCUGCUGCUGAGACUGCAGCGUCAUCUGGUUCCAACAGCAAUAAGAGCAAACGAAAGGCUGACGAGAUCGCUGUCGAUGACGACGAGGAGGAACAAGAAGAAGAAGAAGAAGCCGAAGAAUCAGAGGAGCCGAGGUCUAAGAAAGUGAAGACGGAGGUGCAGUUGAGAAAGGAGCGCGUCAGGAACCGGGCGCUCGUCGGUCUUAGCGCGACCCUCGCAGUUGGUGCCCUAAUCCCGUACGUCAUGGGCGUAUUCUAGCCUAGUACUACCCUCGCACGUUCAGCUCCAGGCCCUACAGUUGUUUAGUCUUUUAGUAUCCCCUCAUAUCGUCCUCACGAUCCCGUAUCAUCUGGAUUAUUUUACUGGGUUUUGUUGGUGGGGAAGCCCGGUUACUUGUUUGUUAUUUUUGCACAUACCCCUCGUACAGUUGGUCAGAACCGGUUGUUCAGAUUCUGAUUUCGCGUAGCUAUAUGCAAUGGCUCAUGUAUACAUCACAUCCCCUUUUGGCGGUCUCUCAGGAAAGGGGAGAUGGCUCUGCUCCUACACUACAGGUCCCGAGAACUUCAUAA